Messenger RNA from Acanthamoeba castellanii str. Neff, 1977 nucleotides. RefSeq lists its product as uncharacterized. Lineage: Eukaryota; Discosea; Longamoebia; Acanthamoebidae. The transcript is spliced from 5 exons. The record is from RefSeq and is a predicted model, not a curated record. Bases 1 to 1977 code for a protein of 658 amino acids.
AUGAAGAUGAGUCCAAUGCGAGCGAAUUCACUAGGGAGCAUCUUCAUCUCUGUGGCUGCCGCGUUCGCGGUGAUGGCCGCGGUGGUGAUCCCCGCCGCGGAAGGGUGGAGCGCCAUGUCCCCCGAUCCCUGCUCGUCCACCAACUCGACCCUCUUCGACUUCCAGCCCUACAACGACGACUUUGGCUACCUGGGUCCGGACUGGGCGACCUGCGUGGGAAACGCCUACACGGGGCUCACCAAAGUCUACAGCUUUGGGUACUACCUGCGCCUGGGCAUCGCCUACCCCGUGUACCCGAUCUACGCCCACAUCAUCGACCCGACCGCCUCCCCCCGGGUCAUCGCCGAGGUGCUCGUCGGCGACUACACGGUGCUGGGCAGCUCGCCCACCAACAACGUGUUCCACAUGCCGGUCUUCCCCGAUCCACCCACGCUGGACCCGGCCAAGACCUACUACCUGGUCUUCUGCGCCAACGGCUCGCACCCGGUGUCGGGGUUCGGCGCCAGUUGGUACGUGCCCUCGACCAACGCCCUGGCCAAUGGGGUGAUGUGCAACACGGGGCGCUUGUGCGCCACCUCGGGCACGUUCAACACCAUCAACUGGGCCUUCACCAUGCAGAUCAACUACACCUGCACACCGCCCAGCCCUUCUCCGACGCCCUCGCGCACCGCUUCGCCGACUGUCACGCCCUCCAUCACGCCCACCACCACGCCCACCAACUCGCCGACGCCGUCGAUCUCGACGAGCCCGACCACUACUCCCACAAACUCCCCCAGCCAGUCGCCGACCUCCUCUGUCACGCCCACGCAGACGCCGUCGCCCACCAACUCGCCCACCAACUCGCCGACGAAUUCGCCGACGAGUUCCCCCACCUCCACACCGAGCCCGACCAACUCGCCCACCUCGUCGCCCACAAGCACGCCGACCACCACGCCGACCACCACUCCCACACCUAACGCCCACCAGCACGCCGUCGAACUCCCAGUCGCCCACCCAGUCGCCCACCAUUCCCGAACGCCCACGUCGAGUCCCACCACAUCGGUCACGCCCAGCGCGUCUCCCCUCUACCUCGAGUCGGAGCCCUCCGACGAGGUGACGGUUCCCGUGCUGCAGUUCACUCUCGGUAGUUCCGAGGUGGUCAUCGUGCCCAAAGACGACCAGGGAAACGUGCAGAGUGACACGACAGUGAGCGUGAGCCUGGCACAGAUGCUCGAGCUUACCGACGAGGACAUCGUCGUCGUGAUCGGCGCCGUCAGCGAUGGGUCGUGGUCGCAGGUUGUCGACAACGACCUGGGCGCCUCCGCGUCGUACCUGUUCUCCGCCGGGAUCGACACCACCACCGCGCUGGGCGUCAACAUUCCCAACGAGGCCCGCAUCGAGCUCCAGUACUACAUGUUCAACUCGGAGACGCAGCUUUCGGUGGGCAACGUGGCCUUCAAUGCGCUGCCGUCGUUCGCCAAGUUCACCAUCCGCAUCUUUGACUGGCCGUGGCGCUCGUCGCCGGAAGACCACAGGAUCGAGUUUCACAUGAAGAUCGACCCGCCCUUCACGAGCUUCGUGGAGCAGACCAACACGCCCAACGUGACCACCUACGUGCUCGCGGGCCAGUACCCUGCCGUCGCGGGCCAGCCCAACACGACGUCGGCGCUGCGGCUGCUCAACACGGUCGAGAUCGACGGCGAGCAGGUGGAGUCUGGCGUGAGCUUCCUGAUGAACACCGAUUCCUCGGAGCUGAUGCUCUACUUCAACUACUUUGAGUCGACACUGGUCUACGAUCCCGAUGUGGGCGUGCAAGUGCCCAGCACGGGCAGGCGCGGUGGCGAGGACAUCGUGCUCAUCGUCUGCUUGACCGUAAUUUUGCCCAUCUUUGCCUUGUUCGCCUUCAUCUCGCUGCUGCUCGUGGGCGUGGCCCUCGUCAAGCAGCGCGGCCGAGAAAACGCGACCCGCAAAGCCACCUUGCCCAUGCACGACCUCUAA